ACAUAACCUAACACCUAAUGUAAAUUGCGAACAUUUUGAUAGGAAAAAUAAAAGAUAAAUUAUGUCCUAUAUUUUCAACUGUGAUAAAAAUAAAUCUGGAAAUGAUUUUGCUCAUUUUCGAAAAAUAUUUACACCAAAAUACAAAGAACCGGAAGAUGUUUCUGUAAUAUAUAUUGGAAAACAUAUUUACCACAGACAUGUUAUAAUAGAAGAAAUUGAUGUAGUUAUAAGAAUUGUGCAAACAGAAUGGUACCAAUUACAAAGUGUGAUUUUAUAUGAGAAUAUUUUAUCAUUUUCGGAAUUAAUUUAUUCUAGAGAAGUAUUGAAUGGCACAUUUCUUGCUAUUUCAGAAUCGCUUCAGCUAUGCAACUGCUCCCAACAAAAAUCGAGGUAUAUAGAAAGCGUUAAGAAAGCAUUAGAUAAUUUCACAGGCUGUGUGGUGCCAAUAACAAAAUUUCCAGAUGAAAUGUUAGCAAAAAUAUCCACCUCAGCUACCAACGAUGCAAAAUGUCCCAUAUAUCAGUAUUUCCAUUCAUUUCUAGAUGUGCAGUAUCAUCUACUUGUCCUCUAUUAUGUGUGUGGUGCACCCGAAGAUAAACUUGAAAACAGGAUAACGUCGGUAAUGAAAGAUAUAAUAACAGUAAUUAAGAAGAAUUAUAGAAGGCAAAGUAUACAAAAUCGACAACCUUUUUUAUGUAGUUGCAUAAAAGAGAGUUGGUUGGUAUUGCAAGUCUUUACUGAAAAAAUUGGUAGUGAUAAAAAUUGGUUUUGGAAGAUAUUCAACAGUGUGUUGGAAAAUGAGGAUUCUAUAUUUACAUUGUGGUUGCUGAAAUAUAUAUCUAGUUUACAGUUAGAUAACACUGUGUGCUUAGAUGAAGAUAAAAGAAAUGAUAGAGUCGUGCCUAAUUACAGUCUAUUGGAAAGUAAACUGAAAAUUAUACUGUCAAGUGCAGGAUCAGAUACCUUUCUGGAAUGUUUUAGAAUUAUCGAACCACUUCUUUGUGACCUUUGGUUGACUAAAGGCAGAAUCGAAGUUUUUCAAAUUAUAUGGGACCACUACAGCAAACGCUUGAAUAUCUCUAAAAAGAAACCAACACAAAAGGCUUUGCAGUUGAACGAAAUAAUAGACUCCUUACUCUCCUCACCGAAAGAAUGCAAUGACGAUUUCGAGAUAUUUGUAGGGAUGCUCAUCUUACAUUUAAGAGCACAUCCCACACACUGGGGCAAAAUAAAGGGACGUAUUUAUUCCCAGUUAGGUCCGAACAAAGUUAAGGAUCUUAACGAAACUGGUGUUACGCAUGUCAUGGUUAUUUUCCUGUCUUUAGCUAGCGUUAACUUCAACGAGCUGUCCAAAAAAAUAAUUUCAGUUUUGGAGAAUUUACCUAUGGAAAAACGCAAUACGCAUCAUGUUUGGAAUAUUUACGCGAUAUUUAUGAUCAGACAUGUACUAGAGGGUCGUGACCUUGAAGGAGCUGCCCCCUUCAUGCUACAACUGCUGCGCGAUGCUGUGAACGAUCAAAAAACGUUGCGCCUUGUUAGAGAUUUUAUAGAAAACUUUGGGCACAUAAUAAAUCAUAGUACAAAUUACCAGUUACAUCAGUGGCUACUGAUAGACACUUGGCUACCAAAUUAUAUGGCUAUAUGUUACCACUCUGACCUAAAAGCAGCCCUUGACGUAUUGCUCUGUACUUUAGACAAAGUCAGCAAUCCAGAUUCGUGGUCCUCGUGGGAACCCGCAUUUAGAGAUUACGUCUAUCCCAGUAUGAGGCAGAUAAGUACCCCGUCGGCUCCGGAUACGGUGGGAAAAAUUGCAGGAAAACUAUGCCUCCUAAUGCCUAAUAUAACGAACGAAGCCUUUAAUUUUUUUAAUAGUGAAACGAUACCUCCCAGAAUCUCUUGUCAGUUCCUCGACAAAGUCUUAGCUGACUUUCCCAACAGUUUUAUUCUGACGCCAUCUCAAGAGCUCGUGGUACUGCAAUCGUGGAUGAAGAUCUGUCUAUUAACCACCGAUUUAUAUGAAAAUUUAACUUUAAACGUUUUGAAGUUGGAUUGCUUCCCUGCAACACUGAAAACGCAUAUCGGCACGUCUCAGGACCCCGUCUAUGCCUUCAUCGAAUACCUCGGUAGCGACAUUAAACAACAUCUCCACUCGAAUAGCAUGAUUAAACUUUGCGAGACUUGUUUUGGGCAAAUCGACAAGUGGCUUGGGCAGUACCUGACGCAACCCGACGAUGAAACUUUGGUCUUUCGCGUGUAUACUUGUAUAUCCUUAGCGUUUCUACAUUGUGGACCCUUGCUGUAUGAUCGUAACAAAAGCACGUCUCCUUUGACCAAGUUAGUGCAAGUUCUCUUGUUACCAACGGACUUUCUGAUAGGGAAGAGGGUCCCGCAUAAUUUCGUCUUGAACGCGGUGAAGAAAACAUGGCAUAUUUUCUUCGAAGCAAUUGUGAAAUUGAACAGCGACAUAGACACGUUUCUAGAGAGAACGCUCCGGGAUAUGGUUCUGAAAUAUAUGCAGUACUUCUCUACGGCUGACUCGCCAAUAAUCAGGUGCUUGGAGAAUACCUCAACAGCUCCGAUACUCCUGGAUAAAAUAUCUAAUUCUUAUUUCAGACAUCCCGUGAAAGAGUCGGAUGCAAACACUUUAAAAGUCUUAAAGAUCCUUAGCGAUUUCGUUCAAAGUACCACGUCUUUGCCGCUGAUGAGACUGAUUAUAAAUAAGUGCCUUUAUGGAUUGUUCGAAAUCGUUAUUUUUCACGCGCAAAGGAAUGUAGCGCUGAGCCUGAUCAAGGUGCUGACUUGUUCUCCCCUGUAUCCCCAAGUGAGGGAGGAUUUCGGAAAGUCAAUUAUCACCGUUACAGAGAAACAUCUAGCGUUCAACACGAUCAACUAUUUUCAGUUGAUGUACGUCCUGGCGAAGUUUAUUCCAGCUGAUGUGAAGAAUUUGCUGGGAAAUAUAAAGCAAAACGUUUCCAAUGUGGAGAGAAUGAGGGGCGUCGGUUUCGAUAAGAACCUGAGAACACAUUUCGAAAAGUUGGAGGCUGCAGUGGAAAUCCCCAAGUGAUUUAUUUUUAAAAUAUAUUUUUAAUUAAAUAUAAAUGAAAAAUUAGAAAUACACAAAAAAGCUUUAUUUAAUUUACG
Anoplophora glabripennis (Asian longhorned beetle) is the source of this 3141-nucleotide messenger RNA. Its product is annotated as protein MMS22-like. The transcript has 2 exons. Gene Ontology annotation, biological process: double-strand break repair via homologous recombination; replication fork processing. Gene Ontology annotation, cellular component: nuclear replication fork. Lineage: Eukaryota; Metazoa; Arthropoda; Insecta; Coleoptera; Cerambycidae. The record is from RefSeq and is a predicted model, not a curated record. The coding region runs from base 62 to 3064 and encodes 1000 amino acids.